AUGACCAGCAGUUCUACCUCAGCCGCAGAUGACCUUGGCAGCCAGCAGAGACUUGAGCGCUUCGAUGGAACAGAUCCAACGCUAUACCGGCGCUGGAAAAGGAGGGCUCAGAUCAUGAUCGCAGGGCUCCCGACAACGGUGCCAAAGGAGAAGUAUGGACCUCGCUUGAUGGAGUAUGUCAAGGGUGAGGCCGAGAUUCUGCUUGAGAGUGUUUCCUUGGAGACGCUCUGUGCCGAUGGAGGAGACAAGGCGAUCUUCAAGCUUUUCGACGAGAAGUACUCUCCGCAGCCGGUGGACCUGUUGCACACCGCCCUUAAGACCUUUUUCUACGAGUUGCAAGCCAAUCCAGGAGAGAGCUAUCGGCAGUUCUAUGUUCGGUUCACUUCGGCGAACCGUCUUCUUGAGGAACAGGAUGGCUACUUGUUGCUGAAGAAGUUGCGCUUGGAUUCCAAUCAAGAGGCAAUGGUGCUGACCGCGGCGGCCGGUGACAUGGCGCAGGUGUGGAAGGCUGUGCAGAGCAUCUUCCCAGAAGGGAAGGCAGGACCGGCGCCCAAGCAGCGUGAGGCCUUUCAAGCAGAGGCCCCGAAUGAAGAGGACGAGGUGCAGAUGGUCAUGGAAAGCGUGGCGGAGGAGAUUCAGGACAAUGACCUUAGCGACGAGGGGGCCGUGGAAGCCUUCGAGAGCUACGCUGAGGUUCGCAAGCGGCUGCUGGAAAAGAAGAAGGCAAGGGGCUUCGCACCGGUGCCAAGAGCCAAGCCGGGCGACGAGCAGAGGUGGAAGCUGACGGGCAGCGUGAAUGCUCGGCUGGAAUCCUUGAAGGCGAGAACGCGAUGGUACCUUUGCAAACGGCUGGGACAUUGGAAGCGCGAGUGCCCGGGGAAGAAGGCCAAUGGACCGCCAGACCAGAAGGAGACGCACCUGGCCGAAGACCAGGUGCUGAUGACCGAAGGCUGGGAUGAGGACUUCUUCCUGCACGAGGGCGAGGGCACAGUGGUUCCGGACCGUGUCAUGAACCCCGCCGGCGAUGAUGAGCCAGAUGUGCUGAGCGCAGAGACGGAGAGCGUGGCUGCGUUUGUGCACAAAGGUUUUCCAGAAGUUUUUGAAGCAGAGAAUGCUGCCAGCCUUGACUCGAGUGGCGUGCCGGACACAGCCUGUCGCAAGACUCUCGUGGGCGAGUACACGUUGGAGUGCAUUUGCAAGCGAUUGCAGACUUAG
Molecule: messenger RNA, 1215 nt
Organism: Symbiodinium sp. CCMP2592
Lineage: Eukaryota; Dinophyceae; Suessiales; Symbiodiniaceae
Source: the annotation of a GenBank genome assembly